AUGGUUAGUUUACUUAAAUCAAUAAAAGCACAUAAUGACAAGGUAUGGAAUAUUAAUUCACAUCCAACAUUACCACUUCUAGCUACUGCUUCAACAGAUAAGACAUCAAAAAUAUUCAAACUAAGUUCAUUACAAAAUUUCCCACAAUUAACAGUCUUAGAAGAUACCCAUAAACGAUCAAUAAGAGCCAUAGAAUUCAAACCAACAGUGAAAAACAGCGCAGAUCCAAGUUUCGUAGACCUACCUGCUCUCGCAUUAGGCUCAUUUGACUCAACAAUAUCAAUCUGGGGAAUAGAUGAACCUUCAAACAUUGAUUUAAUAGAUGAAUCAGAAAUAUCAAAUCAUGAGGUGGAACUUCUUACUAAUGCCUCGAAUGAAUGGAAUCUAAUUGCAAUUAUAGAAGGUCAUGAGAAUGAAAUCAAAAGUGUUUCAUGGAAUUGGAGUGGGAAAUAUUUAGCUUCUUGUUCUCGUGAUAAAACUAUUUGGAUAUGGGAAACUGAUUCAGAAACCCUUGAAGAAUUUGAAUGUAUUUGUGUAUUGAAUGAUCAUGGACAGGAUAUAAAACAUGUAACUUGGCAUCCAACAAAAAACAUACUUGCAAGUUCUUCAUAUGAUGAUACUAUACGUAUAUAUAAACAGGAUGUAGAUGAUGAUGAUCAUUGGAGUACUAUUGGAAUAUUAAAUGGUCAUGAAGGUACAGUAUGGUGCUCUAAAUUUGAAAAUCCAGACUCACCAAUGUCUAAAGAAAAUAGAAUUAGAUUAGUUUCAGUAUCUGAUGAUUUAACAGUUAGGAUUUGGUCAAGUGAAGAUAAAGAGAAUGAAGAAGCGAGUGAAUUACCAAGUUCAAUUAAACAUAGAUCUGAGGAAUUAGUAUGGGAAUUGGAUUGUAUAUUGCCUACGGCUCAUUCUUAUCCUAUUUAUUCGGUUUCUUGGUCUGAUAAAACUGGUAAAAUUGCAACUUGUGGUUCUGAUGGUUUAAUUGUUAUAUAUAAGGAAGUAAGUGAUGGGAAUUGGGAAAUUGAGAAUAUGAAAGAGGCUAGUCAUGGUGUUUAUGAAGUUAAUAGUAUUAUAUGGGCUAAUACUAUUGAAGGUGAUGAAAUAUUAAUAACUGCUGGUGAUGAUGGUUAUAUCAACUUCUGGGAAGUGCAAGGAUGA
Insectozyma verbasci is the source of this 1155-nucleotide messenger RNA. The record is from the annotation of a GenBank genome assembly. Lineage: Eukaryota; Fungi; Ascomycota; Pichiomycetes; Serinales; Debaryomycetaceae.